Molecule: messenger RNA, 660 nt
Organism: Ascobolus immersus RN42
Lineage: Eukaryota; Fungi; Ascomycota; Pezizomycetes; Pezizales; Ascobolaceae
Source: the annotation of a GenBank genome assembly
CAACCACUCCGUAAUAUUUUCUCUCCAUCGGUGCAUCUCUCUAAUCCUAGUACUCGCAAGCCAAAUAAAACAGUCAUUAUCCGUCCUCAAAUUGCCCCACGCUCUAGACACAGUGGAAAUUAGCCGCAUGCGUAAAGCUAAGGAGCCCACCGGGCGGCAAAUCAUGGCAAGUGGUACCAAAAGGCCCGCGUCCUUUCCUGCAUGUCAACGAUCCAUAAACCCCGAAAGCCUCGUUUUGUGGAGUCGAAUGAUAGUCGCGGUGGCAGAUCAUUCUCAAUCCUCCAAAGUCUCUAUUGCAAGGGCUCGCAUCCCACUUGUCAUUGCCAGGCCCGUCACCCCAGUAGGUUCUUCCAUCACGGCGGAUAGCGAUUUCGACGGUAGUGAUGCAUUGUGGGAAGGGGUUGCAGCAUACUCCGCAACUGGUAGUGGCAUAGUUUCCACCACAGGCGGGAGGGGCAGCUCGCUUGGUGAGGUCGCCGAUUCGUGACUCAGGGUCGACGUUGAUGGGUUUAACCGGGUUCCCAAGAGCGAAAGAGGAGAAUAAGAGAAGACUGAUAGGGAUGGAGAACUUCAUCGUAGAGAGGCCGGAGUUGAAACUGGAAGAUGUGGUGGAUUGAGAAGGGCAACGAGUUCGGGCCACUGAUGUCGGAUAUGCCUCGA